Molecule: messenger RNA, 1071 nt
Organism: Aspergillus sclerotioniger CBS 115572
Lineage: Eukaryota; Fungi; Ascomycota; Eurotiomycetes; Eurotiales; Aspergillaceae
Exons: 6
Coding region: 1-972 (323 amino acids)
Source: RefSeq, a predicted model, not a curated record
AUGGCUCGCCGACAACCAAAGACAGUCGACCCAUUAUCCGACAACAGCGACUCUUCCGAAAGAGAGCACACCGAAGAUGGUCAAUAUGAUACGGACCUGACAGAGCCUGAAGACAAGGGCUCACAAGACAGAGAUGUCAGCAAUGCGGCACUUCUCUUUGCGGAUAAUGAGCAUCCACCGGAGUACUAUAUCCAGCAACUUGCAAACUUCGAUGAGACGGACUACACAACGGAGGACUAUGGAAAGGAUACGACUGCCCUACUCAAUCGGGUGAUUCGACAGCUGGCCAAGAAACACAAACUGUCCACCAAGGGGCGCGACAAGCCUCUGAUGGAUGUCGAGGACUUGGCCAAAGUUGUAGAGACCAUGGUUAGCUUGCUACGUGACCCUCAAGGCGGGCCUUAUUGUAUUAUUAUUGAGUUUACUUUUGAGUUCACCAAAGAAUGGCUCGGUGUGAAGGAUGUUAAUAUAUACAUUCUAUCUGAGAUUAUCUUUGAUCCUUCUCUCGUUCUCAGCCCUUAUGUUUUCUUACUGGGCUUGAUCUUUGCGGACCGUGUCUUUGACUGUGUUGAAGGGAUCUCUAUAUCCCCUGAUAAGCCGCUUUCCUACGUGAUGAUUGAACCUUGGGUUAAGAAGAUAGGGGUGAUUAUCGGCUUUCUGCAAGUCACGCGCCUGUAUAGCUUGAGAUAUGGUGCCGGGACAGUAUUAGAUAGCAGCGGAUCUGUAAGUGAUUCACUGCGUAACCUUAUUAUGCAUUAUGCUGACAUCUGCACCUUUUUGUGCUAUUAUCUCAGUAGAAGGAUUAAUAAAAACCUUCCUGCCAUCAUUCGCGGUCUUAAUCCUGAAGACGAUAUCAUGCGUGCUGCAUGCUGGAUGAGCCGGUCUAUUGAUCCGAACCGCCUUCAGGAAUUGAUUACUGUACAAUCAUCCUCUGUUAAUCAAGAUCCUGAAAUCGCUGACCUGAUUUGCUGAUGUGACAAGCUUAGUCGCUAAAUGGGGCGCCCAUUGUCCAAUCAUUAUGGGACAGAGUAAUAUGCAAUGUAUAAGAAGCUGAACUAAGAGAUCGCGGGU